AUGUACACCUACACUUCUUUCUAUGAUAUGUCCCUAGGCUGCACUUCAAAGAAAGCCAGAGAGGGUGGCGGGAGGGGGCUUAAGCACCCGAACGGGUGGGUCUGGGCAGCUCUGGGAGACUGGGCGCCGGGACCGACGGGAGCACCAAGAUGCGCCGCCGGAGGGUCACGGAGCUGCCGGGCAGGGCGGGAGGGCCAGCGUGGCACCACGCCGCAAAACACAUGCCCGUCCGAGGGGCCGGGCAAGAAUCCUCGGCCCCCGCAGCCUCCACCGAGCGCCACGCGCCCGCCUCGACCCGGCCCAGCCACUAGCGGCUGGCGCUGGGGAACUCCUAACCACGACCCCAAGGGCGCCCCGAAGGAAGAGGCGCGGGGGGCCGCAGCGUCCUCGGCCAGUCAGGACCUGCUUUGGGGGUGGGGGAGGGGGACGCCAUCCCGCCUUAAACGAAGGCAGGGUUUCAGUUUGAGGAAGCCUCCGGCCCUUCCUGCCCUCUCCGGUUGGAAGAUGCGCCCGCACGCCGGCGUCCCCUGCAGCAGUCCAGCGCCCAGCCCGUCCGCUCCUCCCUCACACUCACCGUUUCCCCGGGCCCCAGCCGGCCCAGGCACAGAUGAGGUGGCUGCGGCCGAGCGCAGGCAGAGAGGGCCGCAGGCGGCGGGCGACGCCGCUCAGGCCCUCGCGCUCCAGGGCGCUCUGUCAGGACCAGCCCUCUCCCUCCCGCGCGCCCCAAGCCCAGCCGGCUAG
Molecule: messenger RNA, 741 nt
Organism: Marmota flaviventris (yellow-bellied marmot)
Lineage: Eukaryota; Metazoa; Chordata; Mammalia; Rodentia; Sciuridae
Source: RefSeq, a predicted model, not a curated record